This is a messenger RNA of Papilio polytes (common Mormon), 1456 nucleotides long. RefSeq names its product mucin-5AC-like. The transcript has 5 exons. Gene Ontology annotation, molecular function: structural constituent of chitin-based larval cuticle. Gene Ontology annotation, cellular component: chitin-based extracellular matrix. The coding region runs from base 29 to 1348 and encodes 439 amino acids. The record is from RefSeq and is a predicted model, not a curated record. Lineage: Eukaryota; Metazoa; Arthropoda; Insecta; Lepidoptera; Papilionidae.
GAAGUAAAGCUCGCUAGAUAAUAACAAAAUGCGGAGUUUGCUGGUCCUGAGUGCACUGGUGGCGGCUGCCUUUGCGGCAGAAAGCGAAACGGUGAAGCCAACGCCGUUCCAGUUCGUCACCACGACGCCACGUUACUACGCGUCGUCAACAGCGUCCGUUGGCGCGUACGACCCUAACCGCUUCUUCAACGGUUACAACGGCGGCAGAUACAACAACUUCGGCAGAUACACGCCUAACAGAUACGACGGCCGCUACAACCCUGGAUACAACGCGGGACGCUACGACAAUUCUGGCCGUUACGUCGCUGGAAACACCGGAGCUUACAACCUUGGUGGUUACUACAAUCCAACAACGUUUGGCCAAAGCUUCGUAAACAAGCCCGACAACAGCGGCAAAUACACGCCCGACAACACUGGCUCUUACAAUGGUGAUCGCGGCACAGCAGGCGGUGCAUACGUCGCCCAAAAGGAGCCAGUUGCACCAGUUGCGGCUGUGAGCACGGCAACAGCCAGCCCAGUGCUUUCCGUAACCAUUCUUCCUGAGUCUAGCCCCGUCCCCAGCCUUGUCCUUAGCGCUUCUCCGAGCAGCGAAACCGCUGCUCCCAGCGAAGCACCAGUGGCUUCUCCCAGUGAAGCCCCUGUUGUCUCUUCCAGCGAAACAUCUGCUCCAGUACCAAGCGAAGUUUCCGUUCCAAGUGAAGUGCCAGUAGCUGUUGUCGCUCUUAACGAUGCCGCUGAUGUUUCUCCUAGCGAAGUACCGGUCGCUAGUCCCAGCGAAGCCCCAGCGGCGUCACCUAGCGAAGUUCCAGUAGCGACACCUAGCGAAGUUCCAGUGGCUUCACCCAGCGAAGCCCCAGUGGUUUCACCUAGCGAAGCCCCAGCUCCAGCUCCUAGCGCCGUCCCAGCUCCAGUCUCUAGCUCAGCCCCAGCUCCAGCUCCAAGCGCAGCCCCAGCUCCUUUAGUUUUCUUCAGCUCUACUGCUAGUCCUGUUUCCCCAAGCUUCGCGCCCGUCUUUGUCCCGAGUCCCACACCCACUUACGUAUACAAACCUGUCCAACCAGUUGCACCAGUGGUGGCAACUUUAGGUGAUGGCCGUUACAAUUACAACUUUGGUAUUCUCCGCCAAGAGACCGAAGUACUUCCUGACGGUUACCACUACCUUUAUGAGACUGAUAACAAAAUCCUAGCUGAGGAAGUUGGAAAACUGGAAAGAAUCGACAACGAGAACAGUGGAAUCAGGGCUAAGGGUUUCUACGAAUACGUCGGCCCUGAUGGUGUUACUUACAGAGUAGAUUACACUGCUGAUGAGAACGGCUUCGUUCCAGUUGGUGCUCAUUUACCCCAAUAAACUAGUUACCAUAUAAAUAUUUAGAAUAAAGUAUUUACAAACAGUCAUUCUUCAUGUUUAAAACCUACUAUAACGCGUGCGUGCAUUUAAAAUGUAAAUAAAAUAAUC